AUGGUGUCCUUACUCCCGCCGCAGUCUGACGCCACGCUGCCCGGCCCCGCCAGACUGGAGGGCGAGCCCCAGGGGGACCUCAUGCAGGCACCGGGCCUCCCAGGCUCCCCUGCCCCGCAGAACAAGCUUGCCGGCUUCAGCUGCUCAUCAUUUGUGUCCGACGGCCCCCCAGAGAGGGCAUCCUCACUGCCCCCACAGAGCCCCACCGUCGCAUCACCAGGCCCUGAGCAAGUCCACUGCCCAGCUGGCCCGGGCCCGGGCCCCUUCCGGCUCUCACCCUCAGACAAGUACCCCAGCUUCGGCUUUGAGGAGGGCCCAGCAAGCAGCCCCGGACGCUUCCUCAAGGGUGGCCACGGGCCUUUCCAUCCAUACAAGCGGCAUUUCCACGAGGACGUCUUCCCCGAGGCCCAGACCGCCCUGGCCCUCGAUGGACACUCCUUUAAGACCCCGGGGGCGCUGGAGGCCUUCGAGGAGAUCCCCGUGGAUGUGGGGGAGGCUGAGGCCUUCCUGCCUAGCUUCUCAGCAGAGGCCUGGUGCAACGGGCUCCCCUACCCCAGCCAAGAGCACAGCCCCCAAGUCCUGGGGUCAGAAGUCAAGGUCAAGCCCCCAGCUCUGGAGACUGGUCCUGGGAUGUACUGUUACCAGCCCCCCUUGCAGCACAUGUACUGUCCCUCCCAGCCCCCCUUCCACCAGUACUCACCAGGUGGUGGCAGCUACCCCUUACCGUACCUGGGCUCCUCACACUAUCCAUACCAGCGGAUCGCGCCCCAGGCCAGCACAGAUGGGCACCAGCCUCUCUUCCCAAAACCCAUCUACUCCUACAGCAUCCUCAUCUUCAUGGCCCUUAAGAACAGUAAAACGGGGAGCCUUCCUGUCAGCGAGAUCUACAAUUUCAUGACGGAGCACUUUCCCUACUUCAAGACGGCACCUGACGGCUGGAAGAAUUCUGUUCGCCACAACCUUUCUCUCAACAAGUGCUUUGAGAAGGUGGAGAACAAAUCUGGAAGCUCCUCUCGAAAGGGCUGCCUGUGGGCCCUCAAUCCGGCCAAAAUCGACAAGAUGCAGGAGGAGCUGCAGAAGUGGAAGAGGAAAGACCCGAUUGCUGUGCGCAAGAGCAUGGCCAAGCCAGAAGAGCUGGACAGCCUCAUUGGAGAGAAGAGGGAGAAGCUGGGCUCCCCACUGCUGGGCUGCCCACCCCCCGGGCUGACCAGCUCAGGCCCCAUCCGCCCCCUGGCCCCUCCAGUUGGGCUCUCCCAGCCACUGCACUCAAUCCACCCAGCUCCGGGCCCCAUUCCCGGCAAGAACCCCCUGCAGGACCUACUUGGGGGGCAUGUGCCCUCCUGCUAUGGGCAGACAUAUUCGCACCUCUCCCCGGGCCCGGCCCCUCCCGGACCCCCACAGCCAUUGUUCCCGCAGCCGGAUGGGCACCUUGAGCUGCGGGCCCAGCCAGGCACCCCCCAGGACUCGCCUCUGCCUGCCAACACCCCACCCAGCCACAGCGCCAAGCUACUGGCUGAGCCUUCCCCGGCCAGGACCAUGCAUGACACCUUGCUGCCAGACGGAGACCUUGGCACCGACCUGGACGCCAUCAACCCCUCUCUCACCGACUUCGACUUCCAGGGAAACCUGUGGGAACAGCUGAAGGAUGACAGCUUGGCCCUUGACCCCUUGGUACUGGUGACCUCGUCCCCGACAUCAUCUUCAAUGCCGCCACCUCCACCACCACCCCAUUGCUUCCCGCCGGGGUCCUGUCUGGCAGAGACGGGCAGUGGGGCCGGCGACUUGGCACCACCAGGCAGUGGGGGCUCCGGGGCAUUGGGUGACCUGCACCUCACCACCCUCUACUCGGCCUUCAUGGAGCUGGAGCCCACACCCCCCACAGCCCCUGCUGGCCCCUCUGUGUACCUCAGCCCCAGCUCCAAGCCCAUGGCCCUAGCAUGA
Molecule: messenger RNA, 1941 nt
Organism: Callorhinus ursinus (northern fur seal)
Lineage: Eukaryota; Metazoa; Chordata; Mammalia; Carnivora; Otariidae
Gene: FOXN1
Product: forkhead box N1
Biological process (GO): regulation of transcription by RNA polymerase II
Molecular function (GO): DNA-binding transcription factor activity, RNA polymerase II-specific; transcription cis-regulatory region binding
Source: RefSeq, a predicted model, not a curated record